Messenger RNA from Mugil cephalus (flathead mullet), 3551 nucleotides. RefSeq names its product SMAD family member 5 (gene smad5). Lineage: Eukaryota; Metazoa; Chordata; Actinopteri; Mugiliformes; Mugilidae. The record is from RefSeq and is a predicted model, not a curated record. Gene Ontology annotation, biological process: cell differentiation; BMP signaling pathway; transforming growth factor beta receptor signaling pathway. Gene Ontology annotation, molecular function: RNA polymerase II cis-regulatory region sequence-specific DNA binding; DNA-binding transcription factor activity, RNA polymerase II-specific; I-SMAD binding. The coding region runs from base 1121 to 2551 and encodes 476 amino acids. The transcript has 7 exons. Gene Ontology annotation, cellular component: heteromeric SMAD protein complex.
AAACACCGAAACAUUAAAAAAAAUCAAUAAGAGGGGCAUCUUUCGUGUUUAUUUUUCCUACGGGUUCACAUCGGAGCUAAUGUUUGACGCUAUCUUCGUGAUAAUCCAGCCGGAAAUGUCAAAGAUGUAAGGGAGGGGGGAGAAAAAAGUUUGUACACUCGGAACACUCAGACCUACCUACGCGCUAGGAAAGGGAAUAUUUAUUUAUUAUUUCAUUUUUUAAAUAUAGCUUUUGAAUGUCAUAACUUGAGAGCGGGGUAUUAAAUUGGGCUUACGUGAAAUGGUAACGUAGUGUGUUUAAGGCGACAAUUAACAGAAAAAUCCUCCCCGACUGUAACGCUAAAGAGCGAGCACUAGUUUGUCAGUGCGGCGGAGGGAUAUGCACUCCGCCUUCCCCAGCCUACUUGUCUCCGGGAUCUGGAGGACAUGGCACGGAGGAGACGGAGGGAAAAAGCGGUGGAAAAGGACAGAAAAGCGACAGAAAAGCUUAAUAAAGUAGCCGCCUAAACGUUCGCAAAGCGGGUCCUGACUAUGGCGUGUGCGCGUUGUUGAAAAGAAAGGGUGGCAGAACUAAACUCUGACUGUGCACUAGCUGAAGAAGUCAACCUGGAGAGGAGCUAGGAGGCUGUUGGGGGAAAUGAUCACUUCCUUAUAAGACGUGUGUCAAACUUGCACCGGUGAGACCUGCUGCAGCGUGUCAGUUUAACACAGGUCCUGAUCUUUCAAUCCUGCAGUCUGCACCCCCUCCCUCCCUCCAUCAGUGCUGGUGACCCAACUCCGGACAGCUUGCUGCAGGGCCCUUCCUGAGCAGCAGCAGCUGCGUCCUGCUUGCUGACUCCCGUCCCUCCCCUGCUUCCUGUCCUUGGUCAGACAAGGCUAAAGCCUCCUCUCCCCUCACCCCACCCCUCAUCUCUGUCGGCCCUCUCGUACUAACGAACAUUCGCGCGCUCGAACAGCUUCUUUUUUUAGUGAUCACACACUUGCAGACUGUUAUAGGCCACUAAGGCUUGACAGAGAUCAUCAUCAUCAGCAGGAGGUUUGUAAAACCCCCUUCGGACAGAACUGGAGUGACCGAACGCCACAGAGUUCCUACUUCUUGACCUACACUACAACCUGCAGGAUGACCUCCAUGUCUAGUCUCUUCUCCUUCACGAGCCCGGCGGUCAAGCGGCUGCUCGGCUGGAAGCAGGGAGACGAGGAGGAGAAAUGGGCCGAGAAGGCGGUGGAUGCGCUCGUGAAGAAGCUGAAGAAGAAGAAAGGCGCCAUGGAGGACCUGGAGAAAGCCCUGAGCUGCCCCGGGCAGCCCAGCAAGUGUGUCACCAUUCCAAGAUCGCUAGACGGCCGGCUGCAGGUUUCCCACAGGAAGGGUCUCCCUCAUGUCAUCUACUGCCGAGUGUGGCGCUGGCCGGACCUCCAGUCCCACCAUGAGCUCAAGCCCCUGGAGGUGUGCGAGUACCCGUUCGGCUCCAAACAGAAGGAGGUCUGCAUCAACCCAUAUCACUACAAGCGGGUGGAGAGUCCUGUGCUCCCUCCUGUCCUGGUACCGCGGCACAGCGAGUUCAAUCCACAGCACAGCUUGCUGGUGCAAUUUCGCAACCUCACCCACAACGAGCCGCACAUGCCCCUGAACGCCACCUUUCCCGAGUCCUUCCAGCAGCCGCACAGUGGAGGCGGCAGCAGCAGUGGAGGCGGCGGCGGAGGCGGCGGCGGUUCUUUUCCCAUUUCUCCCAACUCUCCGUAUCCUCCCUCUCCAGCCAGCAGCGGUACUUAUCCGAACUCUCCUGCCAGCUCGGGGCCCUCCAGUCCAUUCCAGCUCCCAGCUGACACCCCACCCCCGGCCUACAUGCCCCCCGAUGAGCAGCUGGGCCAGGAGAGCCAGUCCAUGGAAACGAGCAGCAGCCUGGUGCAGCAGAACAUGGCCAGAGGAGAUGUACAACCAGUGGAGUAUGAGGAGCCGAGCCACUGGUGCUCUAUCGUCUACUAUGAACUUAACAACCGUGUAGGAGAGGCCUACCAUGCUGCAUCAACCAGUGUGCUCGUGGACGGCUUCACCGAUCCUUCAAACAACAAAAACCGCUUCUGCCUCGGAUUGUUGUCCAACGUCAACCGCAACUCCACCAUCGAGAACACCCGCAGACACAUUGGCAAAGGAGUGCACCUGUACUAUGUGGGAGGGGAGGUGUACGCGGAGUGCCUCAGCGACACCAGCAUUUUUGUCCAGAGUCGUAACUGUAACUACCACCACGGCUUCCACCCCACCACCGUUUGCAAGAUCCCCAGCGGGUGUAGCCUCAAGAUCUUCAACAACCAGGAGUUUGCUCGGCUCCUGACCCAAUCUGUCAACCACGGCUUCGAGGCCGUCUACGAGCUCACCAAGAUGUGCACCAUUAGGAUGAGUUUUGUCAAGGGCUGGGGAGCUGAGUAUCACAGACAAGAUGUCACCAGCACCCCCUGCUGGAUCGAGGUGCACCUGCACGGGCCCCUCCAGUGGCUGGAUAAGGUGCUGACACAAAUGGGUUCGCCUCUCAAUCCAAUCUCCUCUGUGUCCUAAUAAUGGACAAGUUGGGGGGCUUGGUGGAGCCUUUUUACUUUUUUUUUUUUUGUUUGUUUGUUUGUUUUUUUUGUUUUUUACCUUUUUAUUUCUCCCCUUCAGUGAUUUAUAAUUUAAAGCAGUCUUAACGGCUGAACUGUUUACACUUACUUUGGGAAGGGAUAUUGAGCUCUGGCUAGAAGUUCAACAGCAUUCGCAGUCAGAAAACCUGAUGUUGAAACAGCGCGACAUUGGAAGAAAACACCUGGAGGCGGAGAAGGAUGAGCGAUGCCCAAGUAGCAGUAACAACAGGGACACACUACUGCUGGACAAGGCUACUAAUAUUUGCAAGAACUGAGGGGCUCCGUUGUCAAGCUGGAAUCGUUCAAAUGGUUAAUUUUUACGUCACGUUUUAUUGUUUUCGACAAAUGAUUUUAUUUCUCUAUGUGUACCUUUUUAAUGGAGCAUAACUGUUUCACUACUCUGCCUUAUGUCCAACAGACAAUUUGAAUUUUACAGAACACUUCUCUUGCAUUGUUGUCCUCAAUGUCAGAUAUUUACAAUUUAAAAAAUAUAGACACAGUUAUGUUUACCAUUAGACUCUGAUAUAACAAACGCUUUUGUUUUUAUAGUCUUUACUGCUAGAAAUGAACACUGAGCUACUGCCUUUUUAAAGAAAGUUGCGUAUGCCUGCCUGAUAGUCUUUGAUAUGGGAGAUCAAUCACUGAACAAGUUUAACUUGCCAUAAGCUAACAACAUUGUGAAUGUUACAUCUAUUGCAAUAGAAGUAGUCAUUUAUGAUAUAAUCAGACUAUGGACACCAUCAUUAUUGAUUCUUGUUUGUACUCUUGAGUUCAAAGUAAUAGUGACUGUAUUUUCCAUACUUACCGUAUUAACAAUAUCAUACACUCAUGGAUUAUAUGGAGGCAUAUUAAAUUUUGGCGUGGGUACCAAGGCAUUAUGUUGAUAGAUAAUUGACUUAUUAGCUCAAUGAAAUAAACAGGUUAUUUGGUAACAAGGA